UCGCGGCUGGCUGUCCUUCUGACUGCUGCAAGCCUUGUGUGGGUCACAGUUGCCCGCAGUCUCUGCCUCCAGCUCGCAGCUAAACCGUAGCAACACUGAAUGCUCCACCUCCAGGUCGGUUAUUCUGAGCGAGGGCCCGUGUAAACGUUUCUAGACCAACCAUGAGUGCCAUCGCCUACCUGAAGACCCACUUCAUCGUCCACCUCUUGCUGGGGUUUGUCUUUGUGGUCAGCGGCCUCUGCAUCAACUUCGUCCAGCUGUGUACGCUGCCCGUCUGGCUCUUCAGCAAACAGCUGUACAGGCAUCUCAACUGCUGCCUGGCCUACUCUCUGUGGAGCCAGCUGGUCUUGCUGCUGGAGUGGUGGUCUGGCACAGAAUGCACGCUCUUCACUGACCAGGCCACGGUGGACAGGUUCGGCAAAGAACAUGUCAUCGUCAUCUUAAACCACAAUUACGAGAUUGACUUCCUGUGCGGCUGGACCAUGUGUGAGAGAUACGGCGUGCUCGGGAGCUCCAAGGUGCUGGCGAAACACGAGCUGCUGUACGUGCCACUGAUCGGGUGGACGUGGUAUUUCCUGGAGAUAGUUUUCUGUAAACGUCGCUGGGACGAGGACAGAGACACCGUGACCAAUGGCCUGCAGGCUCUGCGGGAUUACCCGGAGUACAUGUGGUUCCUGUUGUACUGCGAGGGCACGAGGUUUACGGAGAAGAAGCAUCGCAUCAGCAUGGAGGUGGCCGAGUCCAAGGGCUUGCCUAAGCUGAAGCAUCACCUGCUGCCCCGGACCAAGGGCUUCACCACCACCGUGGAGUAUCUGAGGGGGACAAUUACUGCUGUCUACGACGUGACGUUAAACUUCCGAGACCAAGAGACCCCCACGUUGCUGGGAAUCCUUCACGGCAAGCAGUACCACGCGGACAUGUGUGUCAGGAGGUUCUCUGUGGACGAGAUCCCUGAGGAUGAGAAGGAGUGUGCGGCCUGGCUCCACAAGCUGUACCAGGAGAAGGAUGCGCUGCAGGAGCAGUACGCCAAGGAGGGCACCUUCCCCGGGCAGCGGAUACUGCCCCGCCGCCGGCCAUGGCCCUUCCUCAACUGGCUCUUCUGGGUCAUCCUGCUGCUCACCCCACUCUUCAGCUUCAUGCUGGGCGUCUUCGCCAGUGGCUCACCCAUCCUCAUCUGCUCAUUCCUACUGUUCGUCGGAGCAGCCUCGUUCUGUGUGCGGCGGCUGAUCGGGGGGACGGAGAUCGGCAAAGGGUCGAGUUACGGAAACCAGGAGUUCAAGAAGAGGAUGUAGAGCAGAGGGUGACCCGCUGGCCGAUGACCCACGUGGCUCUGUGACUCCGGACACGUCCAGCCCACCCUCACCUGACAGCAACUCACUCCCCACUACAGCAGCAGCAGCAGCAGCAGCAGCCCCAGCACAGCACAGCCUGCCCGUGCCCACCGCCCACACACCCCACACACCCACUCACCCCACACACCCACCCCACACUACAGCAGCAGCCCCAGCACAGCACAAGCCCGCCAGUGCCCACCCCACACACACACACACACAGUGCACACACACACACACACACACACACACACCCGUUGUGACCCGCGUGCCCUCUGUCCACCCUGCCCUCCUCUGGGGCACAGUUCUGGCCGCCUGUGACUGACUAGAGUGCUGAAUGCUCGCACCAGCUGCCUCAUCGCUGCCCGUCCCUGCACUGGGCAGCUCCCUCUCCUUACUCUG
Messenger RNA from Leucoraja erinaceus (little skate), 1733 nucleotides. It is a transcript of the gene agpat3, whose product is annotated as 1-acylglycerol-3-phosphate O-acyltransferase 3. Bases 162 to 1292 code for a protein of 376 amino acids. Gene Ontology annotation, cellular component: endoplasmic reticulum; endomembrane system. NCBI's taxonomy places the organism in Eukaryota, Metazoa, Chordata, Chondrichthyes, Rajiformes, Rajidae. The transcript is spliced from 9 exons. Gene Ontology annotation, molecular function: 1-acylglycerol-3-phosphate O-acyltransferase activity. The record is from RefSeq and is a predicted model, not a curated record.